Molecule: messenger RNA, 5498 nt
Organism: Sipha flava (yellow sugarcane aphid)
Lineage: Eukaryota; Metazoa; Arthropoda; Insecta; Hemiptera; Aphididae
Gene: RhoGAPp190
Product: rho GTPase-activating protein 190
Exons: 30
Coding region: 74-5326 (1750 amino acids)
Biological process (GO): signal transduction
Molecular function (GO): GTPase activity; GTP binding
Source: RefSeq, a predicted model, not a curated record
AUUGGUGUUUAGCUGUCAUUAAAUGUGGUAAUUGUCAUCUCAUAAGGUUUGGUUUUUCUUAUUUCAAACUCAAAUGAUGAAAAACAUUGGAUGUCGGUUAGAAAAUCUUAAAUCAAAAUGCUCUUUUCAAUCACCAAUUUAUGCCACAUUGACAAAACGUCAAAAUAAAUCUGAAGUCUCGGAAAUGGCAAAGAAAAAUGAUACAUCCCGCUGGAUCAAUGUUUCUGUUGUGGGACUUUCGGGUACAGAGAAAGAAAAAGGAGCUGUUGGAAUUGGUAAAUCAUGUCUGUGUAACAGAUUCAUGAGAUUUUUAGCAGAUGACUAUAAUGUUGAUCAUAUUUCUGUAUUAAGUCAGUCUGAUUUUAGUGGAAGAGUUGUUAAUAAUGAUCAUUUCUUGUACUGGGGAGAUGUUACAAAAACAUCUGAAGAAGGUGUUGAUUUCACCUUCCAAGUCAUUGAACAAACUGAAUUUAUAGAUGAUUCAUCAUUUCAACCUUUUAAAGGAGGUAAAAUGGAUCCAUAUGUCAAACGCUGUGUUGCUAGUAAAAUAACAUCUGCUGAAAAAUUAAUGUAUAUAUGUAAAAACCAAUUAGGUAUUGAAAAAGAAUAUGAACAAAAAGUAUUACCUGAUGGUAAAUUCAAUGUUGAUGGUUUUUUAUGUGUGUUUGAUGUCAGUGUUGUCCCUAGUCGUAGUAUAGAAAAACAAUUAGAGGUUGUAACUAAUAUAUUAAUAAAUGUGAUUAAAACCAAAAAACCUGUAGUACUAGUAACUACAAAAAAUGAUGAAUUCAAUGAAGCAUAUGUUCGGGAAGUUGAAAAACUUGUUGCACGUAAAGAAUUUAAGGGAGCCAUACCAAUAGUAGAAACAUCUGCUCAUCAAAAUAUUAAUGUUGAUACAGCUUUUAUUGCUCUAGCUCAUCUUAUUGAUAGAUUUAAAGGUCGAACAAAAAUCGUUCCUUAUUUGGAAUCAGUUCGUAUGAGAAAAGAAGUUUUGGAUAGUACUACUGACGCAUAUCAAACAUUGAUUCAAACUCAAGUUACUGAUUAUCGUGCGUUAUGGAGUCAAACAUCAAAAAAAAUUUCCAAAUGUGAUGAAUACAUAAAGUACAGAGAAAUUUUUGGAUCAGAUAAAGCUCAAAGACUUUUUAGGAGACAUGUAAAAAUGUUGAAAGAUGAACAAGUAUCCAAAAGAGUACAAAAUUAUAUGGAAAUGUUGCCAGAUAUAUUACAAGAAUUAGUACCUGAAAUUUCAACAUUAAAAGAUGGUGAUUGGCCAACUGUUCAGAAACACAUUAAAGAACAUCCAAAAUUUAACCAUUAUUUUUAUGAAUGCCCGGAUGAUAUUCCAUGGACAGAAUGUGAGUUAGAUAUGCAAGAAGAAGGAAGUGAAAGAGAUAAUAGACGAAUACCAUGUGAUGUCUUAGAAACGAGUGAGGCAGAAUCAGUAUUUAAAAAUCAUGCCAAUAAUUUACAGUUGGAACAAAAUCGACAAGAAUGGAAAAAGCAAUUUAAACAAUUAUUACAAGAAGCUGGUUAUGUAACACCUGGAAAACCAAUGUCUGAAGUUAGAGUACUUUUUAUGGGCCGUGAAUGUUUUGAAGCAUUAUCACAUGAAGAUUGCCAGUAUAUUUAUGAUAAACAUCAAAAAAAUAUUAUUGAAAAAGCUAAACACAAUUUUCAGGAAUUAUUACUGGAACAUGCAGAUCUUUUUUACCAUUUCAAAAGCAUAGCACCUACAGGAACAAUUACACAAGAUGACAUAAAAGAAAUCACAGAUGAUCUUAAAGAAGAUUCUAGGUACAAAGCCUUGGAUAGACUAGAUCAAGAUAGAAAGCUGAUGCUUUUCCAACAUCUAGGUUUUGUACAUUGUCCUAUUAGAGAACAUUGUCCAGCAUUUCCUAAUUGUAUGGAUUCAUUAAUUGAAAAACUUUUAAGCGAUAAAGUUCAAAGACCUACAUCAGGUAGUAAUAAGCAAUGGAUGAUAAAAUCAGACAAUAAUUUACAUUUAAUUAUACUAGGAUCUAAUGGACUAGCAGAAGCGUUUGCUACAAAUUUGAAAGCGCAAUGUGAUAAUAAAGAAUAUGAAUUAGAUAACCAAGUUUAUAAACUAAAAUAUAGAGUUAUUAAUGGAGAUGUAAAUUUAUCACAAAAUUCAUUUCAAACUGCUGAUUUUAAACCUAAUGGCUGUGUCUGUGUUUAUUCAAAUUCCGAUUCAUUUGAGUAUAUUAGAGACAGUCUAGAGAAGACUUUGUUGUCCAAUUUAGAAAAAGAUGACAAAUUACCAUUUCAAGGAUUACCAAUAAUUUUGCUUUAUAUAAGUGAACCUGAUAAUGGACAAAAAGAUGUAACACUUCAAGAAGAAGGGCAAAAUUUAGCCGAUAGUUUACAAUGUCCAUUUAUCGACAUGCCUGUGUCAAAUAGUGGUUCAUCAAUGUUUGAUGUAGAUUUAAUUUCCAAUGCAAUGAAAUUACUUGUUGAAAGUAUUACACACAGAAUUGGAUUUUUGAAUGAAUAUCAAUCAAUUAUGGAUCCAUCCGACCCCGAAAUACGUAUUAUUAUGUGUAUGUUUUGUGAUGAUCCAUAUUCUGUUGAAAGUCUAUUAGUACCAAUAUUAAGUCAUCAGUGUUGUUAUUUGAGUGGAGAUCGAAGUAUUAUUUUAGAAACAUUUCUUGGAUCUUCGAAACGUAAAGUAGAAGUGAUUAUGUCUUCUUAUCAUGGUGCAAAUGCAUUUCGUGAAGAACUGGUUCAUGGAUUUAUUUUAGUAUACUAUGCUAAACGUAAAGCUUCGUUAGCCACUCUUAAUGGAUUUUCAUGUAGUUCAUUCUCCACAAAUACUCCAAAUUUACCAAUUCAAAUAAUGGCUGUUACUGAACCUGUUGCAACAAAUUCAUUCCUUAGUGAUAUAAGCCAGCAAUUACUUAAUGAUGGUAGUUCUAUAGCUGAUCGAUUAAAAGCACAAUUUGUUACUACUACUAAUUCUACAAUGAACAAAAGUUCAUUUUAUACUCCUUUUUUCAAAGACGUUUGGGAAAAGAAAUCAGAAAUUGAACAAGCCUUCCACAUGGAAGAGCCAACAAAUUAUAGAAAAAUCAAUCCUUUAUCAAAAAUUGAAUAUUCUAAAAUGAAUUUAUCUUCACAUGAUGGAAGUAGUAAUAAUGUAUAUGGAAGGUUGCCAUCUGGAAUAGCUCAAGAUGAUGAUAAUUAUUCUUUAACUCAUUCACGAGAAAAUUUAAUGAGUCCAAGUGAAGAUAGUGAUACAUUUUCCCCAGUCGACAAUAUACUUCAUGUUACCAACAACAAUUUAGAUAAACAACAAGGUGGUGGUAUUACAGGCUUUCAGGUGUUUCCUCCACCUACUACUCCACCUGAACCGGCACCGCCAGACCAUGCUGGACUUGGUAUCAACAACAAUUCACAGAUGAUUGCUUCAAACUCCAGUCUUGAUGAAAUCACAUCUGAUGUUAGUGGAUCAAGAGAGUCAUUAGCCACACAUGACUCAGGAUGGGUUGAUGAUUCUGUAUUUAUGCAAUGUCCUCCUAAUGAAAGUUUAUGGAUAAGUAACUAUUCUAAGCAUGCUUUUACCACUGGUCGUCAUCAUAUGUCUAAGUUAAGGUUCAAAAAUAGCAAUCAUACUAUGAAGCAACCUGGAAAACUAAACAUGAAAGAUUAUACUCUAGUCACAGACGCCAUCUCACGAAUGAAUCUCAUAAGUGGUAAAGAACAAUAUAAUAGACCAUAUAAUACUGGUAAUUCUUCUUAUAACUGUGCACCACUAGCCACACCAGAAAAUGUAGAUUUAGGUUCAGAAUAUGCUCAGGUAAAAGAUGCAGUCCCUGGUAAUUAUCCAUUUGAUGGAGACUAUUCAUAUACUUUGGUUCAAGAUAAUCUUAGUGCAUCUAGUAAACAUAAGUUAAGGCAACGGAGAGAAAAAGGAAGACAAAAUUAUUCUGACUCUGAUAGUGAUUGGAGUUCAAUUGAACGACGGGAACCACUAUUUAAUUCAUCUAAUGACACAUUUUCAAAGUUAUCUCGUAGAUCAGCUACUCAAAAGCGUUCUAAAAAAAAGAGAACUGCCAUUCCUGUAGCUACACCUAAAGUUCCAUCAUUCAAUACAUCUUCAAAUGGAUCUAGUAUGAAUUUUAAUUCUUUAUCGGGACAACUAGGUAGUUUUUAUUCUGAAGAUCCUAGUAAUGAAAUUAAAAAUGCCAAUAAUAUUUUAACACAACAUCAAAUCAAUUCAGACUCAUCAACUGAUAAUUCAGAUGAUAAACCUAAUAUUUGGAUUCCUCCCUCAAUUAGAUUAAUGGAUAAACAAUCUUUACGAUAUAAACGCAAACAAAUGGUUGCACCACAGCCACCUGUAAUACCUUCUGGUGCUCUUAGUAGUAAGGAUUCCCAUAAUAUUACUGAAAAUGAAACAAUGUUUUCUACUAGAUCUUCUCACAUGCAUGAAAUCAGUUACAAUUUUGAUGAAGAAUCUAGUUUGGAUGUAUCAUCACCAAGAUGUUUGAACUCUCCUUCAACUAUUAGCAAUUUAAAAGGAAAAGAAGAUGAUAAAUCUAUUAGAAGAAAAGAAAAACAAAGAGUUAAAGAAGAAGUAAAAUUGGAAAAAAGAAGAUUAAAAGAAGAAAAACUUAGGAAAAUUGCUGAAGAAAGAGAAAAGAAAAAGAAAAAUAAAGUUAAAACUGGAAGCUCACCAAUGACACAUCAGCCGACAUUGGAAAAUUUUGUUCAGUCUGAAAACAAUGUUAUUCCAUUAUUGUUGGAAAAAUGUGUCAAAUUUAUUGAAGUUGAAGGUUUAGAUUCUGAAGGCCUUUAUAGGGUGCCUGGAAAUCGAUCUCAUGUUGAACUUCUUUUUCAGCGUUUUGACGAAGAUAACGAUAUUAAUGUUACUAACCUUGACAUACCAGUAAAUGCUGUUGCAACUGCACUAAAAGACUUUUUCUCAAAAAAGUUACCUCCAUUGUUUACUGAAGACUUAAUGGACGAAUUAGAAGAUUUAUCUGAAUUUUUUGUUUCAGUUAAAGCUGAUAGAAGUUGCCGUUUAAUGGCUCUUCGAAAUCUUUUGAAAAAAUUACCAAAUGUGAAUUUUGAAAUAUUGAAAUUUAUAUUUCGUCACUUUGUCAGGGUGGCAGAGAAUUGUAAAGCUAACAGUAUGGACUCUAAGAAUAUAGCUAUUUGUUGGUGGCCUACUUUAUUACCUAUUGAGUUUAAUGACAUGGGACGGUUUGAACAAUUACGACCACACUUAGAAGAUACUGUUCAGACAAUGAUUGACCAAUAUCCAUUUUUAUUUUGUGGUAAAGAUGCAUUUGUCAUGGUAUGAAACGCACAUAAAUAUUAUAAGAAAUGGACAAUAAAACAUUGAGUAUUAUAAUGUUUUUGUCUAUAAAGUAAUGCGUAAUUCACAACUAAUAUUAAUCCUAGCCAAAGAUAAAAGUUUAUUUGUGUUGUUUUUAUAUCUAGAAUAAUGUAUUAUUAAGUAAUUUAUGUAUUUG